UAUACACGUGCGUGCUUUUCACUUUACCGGUGAAGUUGUUGACAUUCCAUGUCAAUAGUGAUUAUUUCGGAAUGAAGCUUCACACGAAUCCGGGGAAUUUUAAUUCCUUGAAGAUACUGGCAGCGGCAGAAUUAUCAGGAACUAAGCUAGAAUUGGUGGAGAGAAAACAUGACGAUAAAGUGGUGCCCUAUUUGACGAGGAACUCCCUGCCUGUACUGGAAGUCUUUCCAAACAAAUUUAUCUUUUCUGUUGGAGCAGCCACAAGAUAUCUACUGAGCCAGCCGUCACUGAGCCCCGAUGAUGAGUGUACAGUUGAUAGAUGGCUUGAGUGGGACUGUAACCAGUUACAGCCUUCACUGGUACCAUACCUUGUGAGUGUUAUUGGUCAGAACAAACAAGAUGCCUUCCUCUUGUCACAACUACAGACUUUACUCAAACUCCUCAACACCGAGCUCAAAGGUCGCCAGACUCUCACCAAGGCUGGGAUAACCGCAGGGGACAUAACUCUUUGGGGCUCACUGUACCCAAUAUUUAAACCAGGCAAGGCGAUCAUCAAAGGUUGGGAGAGUUUGUACCCUAACAUCAAGGCGUGGUUCUGUGGGGUAGAGGAGAAACCAGAGGUACAGAAGUGUAUAUCUGUGGUAGUCCAGGGCAAGGACACGGGUGUGUUUAAGGAUUCCUUGCUGGCCCAACCUCUCCCCCUGUCUCCACCUAGUCCGUCCACUCUCAAGCCAGAAAAGGCCGCAGUUGAUGCCGGCAAGAAGCAACAGGGCAAGAGCAAACCUGAGAAAAUGGAGGCUGAACCAGUAGAGAGUCAGAUACUGGCAGCCAGACCGGUGACUCCAGAGGAGCUAGCUGCUGCCGUCAAGGCAUGGAAUUCUGGGAAAAGCUCCUGUCCAAAAUCCCGAGAAAGGGUUCACCCCAUCUUGCCCAAGAAGGGUGAGAGGAACAUCUUGAUCACCAGCGCCUUGCCCUACGUCAACAAUGUACCACACCUGGGGAACAUCAUCGGUUGUGUUCUCAGUGCGGAUGUCUACUCUAGAUACUGUCGGCUUCGGAACUACAACGUAUUCUACAUCUGCGGUACUGAUGAGUACGGUACCGCCACAGAAACCAAGGCCAUUGAGGAAGGCCUUACACCACAACAGAUCUGUGACAAGUACAACAAGAUACACAGCGAUAUAUACAAGUGGUUUAACAUCGACUUUGAUUACUUUGGCCGUACCACCACCGUCCAACAGACACAAAUUGCCCAGGAUAUAUUUUGGAAGCUGUACAACAAGGGCCAUAUCCUGAAGGAGUCGAUGGAACAACUACAGUGUGAAAAAUGUAAUAGGUUCCUAGCGGACAGAUUUGUGGAGGGUACCUGUCCCCUGUGUAAGUUUGAAGAUGCCCGCGGUGACCAAUGUGAUGCCUGUGGUAAACUCAUCAACGCCAUCGAACUGAAGUCUCCCAAAUGUAAACUGUGUAAGACUACACCAGUAAUCAAGUCCUCUGAUCACCUGUUUCUGGAUUUGCCCAAGAUGGAACCAGCUCUACAGAAACACCUGGAUGGUGUUUUUAACACAGGAACCUGGACCAGUAAUGCCAAGAAUAUCACCAAUAGUUGGAUAAGGGACGGACUCAAGCCUCGCUGUAUCAGUCGCGACCUUAAAUGGGGUACACAGGUACCUCUGGAGGGGUACACAAACAAGGUAUUCUACGUGUGGUUUGAUGCUCCUAUAGGCUACAUCUCCAUCACAGCUAACUACACGGACCAAUGGGAAAAGUGGUGGAAAAACCCAGAACAGGUGGAGAUGUAUAACUUCCUGGGAAAAGACAAUGUUCCAUUUCACUCCGUCAUCUUCCCUUGUACAUUACUGGGAGCAGACGACAACUACACCAUAGUCAGUCACAUGAUAGCUACAGAGUACUUAAAUUAUGAGGAAGGGAAGUUUUCCAAGAGUCGGGGAACUGGAGUGUUUGGUAACAACGCGAAGGACACAGGGAUACCAGCAGACAUUUUUAGAUUCUACCUCCUGUAUGUACGACCAGAGACACAGGACAGCAGUUUUAGCUGGGAUGACUUCUUACUGAAAAACAAUAGUGAGCUCCUCAACAACCUCGGCAACUUUAUCAACAGGGCCCUUAUGUUUGUAAGUAAUAACUUUGGUGGCACCAUUCAAGAAAUGCUUCUGGUUGAUGAUGACAAGCAGCUCCUAGCCCAGGUCACACGGGAGCUUUGUGCAUACAUAGAAAACAUGGAGCAGGCAAAGAUCAGGGAUUCCAUCAGGAACAUUCUGAGUAUCUCUCGCCUUGGCAACCAGUUCAUGCAGGCAAAUAAACCGUGGGUCCUCGUCAAAGGCAGUGACGCUGACAAGAAGCGUGCAGGGUCUGUGGUCAGUUUGGCAGCUAACAUCUCGUGUCUACUGUCCGUGUUACUACAACCCUACAUGCCGGCUACCAGUGACACCAUCCAACAACAGCUCAACUGCCCGAAGGAGGCCAACAUGGUCCACCCAGAGUUUCUGUGUCAUCUCACACCUGGCCACAAGAUAGGGCAGCCGAGUCCAUUGUUUGAAAAAAUUGCCACCUCAAAGAUUGACGAAUGGAAAAAGCAGUUUGCUGGACAACCAGCCCCAGAGAAAAAGGAAACAAAGUCUUCAAAGCCCACAGGUGGCGCUGCUGUAGCCAGUGGACCAUGUGACCCAGCAGAAGUGGCCAGAUUGACAGAGGAAGUUGCAAAACAGGGUACAUUGGUGAGGGAAGUGAAAGCCAGGAAGGCUGAUAAGAGCGAGAUUGAUGUACAAGUCGCUAAGUUACUGGAUCUAAAAAAGCAACUGGCACUCGCUCAAGGUCAAGAUGCUGCCUCUUCUGGUGGUGGAAACAAAAAGAAGGAUAAAAAAGCAGCUAAACAGCCGCCCAGUGGUCAAGGAGGUGGAUCUACAGUAAGUGUAGCCUCACCAGCGUCAUCUGGACAGGACAGUUCACCAGAGGUUGUACGACUGACCGAAGAGGUCGCUAAACAGGGAAACGUGGUGAGGGAUUUGAAAGGCAAGAAAGCCGACAAGAGUCAGAUUGAUGCAGGAGUUGCGAAACUUCUUGAUCUGAAAAAACAACUGGCAUUGGCACAAGGUCAGGAUCCUGAUGCAGCUGUUGGGGGAGGUAAAAAGAAGGGCAAGAAGAAAUGAUGAGGGAGUAAAUAAGAACAGCCAGAAAGAAUUAUUUAUAAGAACAGGAGAAGUUGCAGAUGUUGGUAUAUGAUGAACUGAAAAAACGAAGAAUGGAAAGUGUUUUGUUGACUCAUUCACAAGUUUAUCCAUUGAUAAGUGAUAUCGCUGUCUGAUGGUUUGGUAAGGCGGCCAUUUUCUUGGCCUAGGAAUCCAGAGUAUUUUUUGAAAAUUGAGUGUGCAAUGGUUUACAAUGUAAAAUGUUUUGAAAAUUUCAUCCAUAAGAUAUUUAUGUCUGACUGCCUCAUAUCAUAUAGUGAUAAAAAUGGACCAUUUUUAUGUCACUUUUGCAGAGGCAAAUCUGCAUAAAUCAUUUUUAAAGGUCUAGAAUGAAGUUAUAUAGGAAAAUUUGCAACAAGAAUCACAGAUUCGUAUAAAAAAAUAAAAAUUCAAGAUUCUAUUCCUGACAAUUGUUACAUUGGCUCAAACUAUCAUAUUUGGUACAUGUAUAUUUGUUUGUUUACUUAUUUUGAUUUGUCUUUGUGAAAAUAGUUUGGGUUGAAUUAGGUACUAUAUCAAGUUAGUGUUAUUUAUUUCUCUAUCAGAAUGGUUGCUAGGUAAAUGUUGGCAUUGAAUGAAAUAAAAACAAUAGAUAUCAUUG
Molecule: messenger RNA, 3810 nt
Organism: Pecten maximus
Lineage: Eukaryota; Metazoa; Mollusca; Bivalvia; Pectinida; Pectinidae
Product: methionine--tRNA ligase, cytoplasmic-like
Exons: 25
Coding region: 72-3170 (1032 amino acids)
Biological process (GO): methionyl-tRNA aminoacylation
Cellular component (GO): aminoacyl-tRNA synthetase multienzyme complex; cytosol
Molecular function (GO): methionine-tRNA ligase activity; ATP binding
Source: RefSeq, a predicted model, not a curated record